Esox lucius (northern pike) is the source of this 3912-nucleotide messenger RNA. RefSeq names its product ArfGAP with coiled-coil, ankyrin repeat and PH domains 3a (gene acap3a). The coding region runs from base 163 to 2703 and encodes 846 amino acids. Gene Ontology annotation, cellular component: cytoplasm. The record is from RefSeq and is a predicted model, not a curated record. Lineage: Eukaryota; Metazoa; Chordata; Actinopteri; Esociformes; Esocidae. The transcript is spliced from 24 exons. Gene Ontology annotation, molecular function: GTPase activator activity; protein binding.
UCCCAUUUCUUUCAGUGGUACCAGAAUUGUAGCAUAGUAAAGGCGUGGAGGUUAAGCUGUCGCAGCACUUCGGAAUACGUAUCUAGCUACAUUAUUUUGUCAUUUAUAACUUUCGCGAAAUGAAAUUUAUACAUUAGGCUGCAAGACUAUAUCCAGCCCAAAAUGACGGUGGAUUUUGAAGAAUGCGUAAAAGAUUCACCCCGUUUCAGGGCAAACAUUGAUGAAGUUGAGACAGAGGUGGUGGAGAUUGAAGCUAAACUUGACAAGUUGGUAAAGCUAUGCAGCGGAAUGAUCGAGGCAGGGAAGGCGUACGUCAGCGCCAACAAACUAUUUGUGAACGGGAUCCGGGACCUGUCCCAACAGUGCAAGAAGGAUGAGAUGAUCUCGGAGUGCCUCGAAAAGUGUGGUGAGAGCCUCCAGGAAAUAGUUAACUACCACAUGAUUCUGUUUGAUCAAGCCCAGAGGUCUGUGAAGCAGCAGUUGCACAACUUUGUGAAAGAGGACGUCCGUAAAUUCAAGGAGACCAAGAAGCACUUUGACCGUGUGCGCGAGGACAUGGAGAUAGCCCAGGUGAAGAACGCCCAGGCUCCCAGAAACAAACCCCACGAGGUGGAGGAAGCCACCGGAACACUCAGCAUCACCAGGAAAUGCUUUCGACACCUGGCUCUCGAUUACGUGCUUCAGAUCAAUGUCCUUCAAGCCAAGAAGAAGUUUGAGAUCCUAGAUGCUAUGCUGUCCUUCAUGCAUGCCCAGUACUCCCUCUUUCAGCAAGGCUACAACUUGUUGGAUGAGAUUGACCCCUACAUGAAGAAACUAGCUGCUGAGUUGGAUCAGUUGGUGAUUGAGUCUGCAAUGGAGAAGAGGGACAUGGAACACAAGCACGCCACGAUACAGCAGCGGACUCUGAUGCAGGAUUUCUCUUACGAGGAUUCAAAGGCAGAGUUGUUCAAUGUGGACGCACCCAAUGGUGUUGUGAUGGAGGGAUACCUGUUUAAGAGGGCCAGCAAUGCCUUUAAGACGUGGAACAGGAGGUGGUUUUCCAUCCAGAACAGUCAGCUGGUCUAUCAGAAGAAGCUGAAGGAUUCCUUGACCGUGGUGGUAGAGGACCUAAGGCUGUGUUCAGUCAAGCCCUGUGAAGACAUUGAAAGGAGGUUCUGCUUUGAGGUUGUCUCCCCUACCAAGAGCUGUAUGCUGCAGGCUGAGUCGGAGAAGCUUCGGCUAGCGUGGAUCCAAGCAGUGCAGGCCAGCAUCGCCUCCGCCUACAGGGAAAGCCCCGACUACAACUACAUUGAGCGUCUGGACCGGACUGCCUCCCCGUCCGUCAGCAGUAUUGACUCGGCCAGCGAGCCUCGGGAGCGCGGCGUCAGAGGAGAGAGUAUCCUGCACCGUAUCCAGUGUCUCCCGGGCAAUGAGUACUGCUGUGACUGUGGCCAGGCGGACCCACGCUGGGCCUCCAUCAACCUGGGUGUCCUGCUCUGCAUCGAGUGCUCCGGCAUCCACAGGAGUUUGGGUGUUCACUGCUCCAAGGUGCGUUCUCUUAACUUGGACUCGUGGGAGCCAGAGUUACUGAAGUUAAUGUGUGAGCUGGGAAAUGGUGUUAUCAACCACAUUUAUGAGGGAGCCUGUGAGGAGCUGGGCCUAAAGAAACCAGGGCCUUCAAGUUCCAGACAGGAGAAGGAGGCGUGGAUCAAAUCAAAGUAUGUGGAGAAGAAGUUCCUGAAGAAGUUGGGGGCCACUGAGGUGCUGGUGAACGGCGGACCGAAGUCGGAGCGACGCUGGAGUGUGAGGAAGUGCCGGAGACACAACAGCGCCACCACCGUGCCGAAGACACGGCGGAAAUACAGGCCGGAGCCGGGCAGUGCCUCUCCUGCUGCCCUGUCCUCAGCCGCUUCAGCUCUAGAGAGGAAGUUCAGACGAGAGUCACUGUUUUGUCCAGAUGAGCUGGACAAUCUCUUCUCUUACUUCGACACGGGAUCCGGGCCUCGUAGCCCUGCAGGUCUGAGCAGUGACAGUGGUCUGGGUGGCAGCACGGACGGCAGCACAGACAUCCUGGUGUUUGGCUCUGUGGUGGACAGUGUCACGGAGGAGGAGUGUGAGGUGUCCGAGGACUCUAGCGGAGAACCUGAAAUGGAGCCCGAGAACCAGUCGGACCCAGAGGACGUGUGUGAGGUCCACCCGGGGGUGCUGCUCUACAAGGCCUCCCGGGCGCACAACCUGCCCCUGAUGGCCGAGGCACUGGCCCACGGCGCUGACGUCAACUCGGUCAACGACGAGGAUGAUGGCAAGAGCCCGCUUAUACAGGCUGUAAUUGGGGGGUCUUUGAUAGCCUGCGAGUUCCUGCUCCAGAAUGCAGCGGACGUCAAUCAAAGAGACGCCAGGGGGAGGGGCCCUCUACACCAUGCUACAUAUCUGGGACACACAGGGCAGGUGUGUUUGUUCCUGAAACGAGGAGCCACACAGAACGACGGGGAUGAGGACGGCCAGGACCCUCUGAGUAUCGCCGUGCAGGCAGCCAAUGCCGACAUCGUCACCUUGUUACGUCUGGCCAGGAUGAACGAGGAGAUGCGGGAGUCGGAGGGACCGUUCGGCCAACCAGGAGACACCACUUACUUGGACAUCUUCAGAGAAUUCUCUCACAUGGCGUCCCACAACCCGGAGAAGCUCAAGCGGAGGAGUGUGCAUUUCAGACACUCAUUCAGGUAGCCCCUGGAUGGAUGAGAGGUCGGGAAGGUCAUACUUGAAGUGCAACAGUCGCUUUCCUUCAUCAUAGGUUUACACAGAUUCAGAACCUGACUUCCUCUAAGAUUCUCAAUAUUCUUCACAAACGAGGACCACUAUUGCGCUCAUUUAAAUUGCCCCAACUACUGGUUUAAUCGCUAAUGACAAUACCAGUAUUGCCUAACACUAAAAUGGUGAUGUCAGUAUUUAAACCACUGUCAGCAUGCAUGUCAGUGUACAGGAGAUGCAUUCAAAGGGUGCAUCUAAAAAAAACAAAUGACUUCAGUAUGGGUGACUGUCACCCAAUGCUUAUUUUCGCUGUGUUACAAACAUCUGUGAAUUCCUAGAUGCUGUUUAUGUAUUUCGUCUUUCAUAGAAGAUACUGAUGCCUUCAGCAGUUGGGAAGCAUAUUUUGUUUGAGAAUGUUGUUUGUUACAAAUGUGUGAAUGCAUAUUUUGUUAUCCAGUCAACCAAUUGUUUUGAGAACUUUUUGUAAUGUGGCCUGUUUUUAUAAGGAUUUGCUGGACUUGUCCUCUCCUAAUUGCCAUAUUACAUAAAUGUUCAGCAUUGCUGUUACAUGUAAACCUUCGAUAAAUCCAAGCACUUAACAGUUUGUCAUCAUGUGUUCUAGAUAGAUGUCAGUGCAUUUUUCUUGUCCGUACUCUCAGAUCCGUUUGACUAUUCUGUUGAAUGUACCAACGUAUUAUAGAAGAAAUAACAGCAUGUUAUUUACAUUGAACAUGUUUUGUAUUCUGUUGUGUGUGAUGCAUGCCUUUGGUUCAUUUAUAUUUCUUACUCAUAAACAAACUUGAAAUAAGCAGCAGUGUCUCACUAUAGCCUAUAGGCUUCCAGCUCCGUUAGUUUGAAUCUGUUGUUUACUGUGGAUUCCAUCAAGUUCAUUCAAAUGUUUUGUAAUGUCAGUAUUAUUUUUCAAAAACGUUUUGUCUUUAUCCUGGAACUAUAUGGAAGGUGAUAUUUCAUUUUGACUAUACUGGUAUAGUCUUAAUAUGCUCUUAAAUAAAAUGUAGAAUGUCUUUAUAUAUUCGUACCACUAUGAAUUUCAAUGCAGAUACUGUAUAUAAACGCUGUAGAGGCAAAAUGCUAAUAUAUCUGAAAGGAAUGUUAUUUUGUCAUGAAUAUUUUUAGAAGAUGUAUGCCUCUAAAGAGGUAAUAAAUAAAGUUUGUUAAAUCUGA